AAAUUACCUAAACUAAUAAAACCUAAAGCGAUAGGUAAUUGUUGUAGGUAUGAAUAAAAUAAUAUGUUCGAAAUCGCCGCAUUCGUAAUUGGCGGGGCGAUAACAGACCAGUACCUAAUGAUUAAUAAAAUUGAUGAAAUUGUGGUAGUAGUCGUACCAAAGAACAAACGUCGUACUCAUGGCUAAAAUAUAUAUUUAGCUAUGGUCAUACUUAUUUGACACAACUCAAGUGCUACUAUCAUAGUCCAUUGUACAUGUCUUGGUUUUAGUAUUAUUCUAUUCUGUGGUAUUAUACAUCUAAAAUCAUAUAAAUUAUUAAUAAAUGUUACACUACAUAAUUUUAUCCAAAUACAUGUUAAAAUUAUAAUAAUUAAUAAUAAUAAUAUGUAAUGUGGAAUAUUAUGAUACUUGGCCACACGAUAGCGCCACUAGACGACGCUUCACUUCCGAGGAUUUCAAUAUAGUAGUCCGUGAUAGUAGCUAAAUACCAUAAACCGAGGUGUAAUUUUUUUAUUUUCAGUUAUCACUUAUCAGUGUCCGUUGAAAAUUGAGUUUUGAAUUAAUAUUUGAAGUUUGAACGUUUCGUAUCUUGCAUCUUCUGCUUCUAGAUUUCAGUCCGCAAUUUUUCUUUUAUUUAAUUCUCUUUGAAAAUUCUUCUUAUUACUGUUUUGUGACAGUCGACAGGUUCUAACGUCAUCAAAUGCGCUAGUUAAUCAUUAUAUUGUAAAGUCUUGAUCGCAGGAUGCAGGCACUCGGCGAAUUGGAUUCGAAUUAUGAUAAUAUUAUUUUUCCGAAAUUUGAUUAAUCGCAAUUUAAGAAACUAAUAAAAUGGAUCAGGGAUUAAAUAAUUCUAAAUUUGUGAAGACUUAUGGGAAACCUAGACGCACCCAACUUAUUGGACAAAAUUCAUUGUGGAAUGAUGAUUUUGACAAAUGUUUGGGUAUUGAGGAUAUUCCACAAACAACAUUUAUUUCACCUGAAUCAGUUAGUACGGUUUCUAUCUAUAUGCCAUCUGAACAUAAAAAAAAAAAUGAAAAAAAAAAGAAUUCGAUUAGUGGAUGGUCAAUGAAAUUACAUUGUACUUUGGAUAGUCAUAAAAAUAAUUCUGGUACAAAAAAGAGGUAUACAGAACACAAUUUAGAUAGUAAAUAUAACAAGCAAAAUAUGUUGUUGAAAAGUACUCAAAAAAAGAAAAAAUUAAAUAUUACGAAUAGUUCAAAAGCAGGAGUUACACCAGUUUCAAUCAAAAAAUUAAAAACCAAACGUAUUUUACCCCAAGAACAAUGUUCUACACCAUUACAAAAAUCUAUGAUGUUAGCCUAUGGUAACAAAUUCAAUAGUAUUUCUUCAAAGAAAAGAAAAAAAAUUAAAUCAAAGAGAAAUCUGGUACAUGCUGUUAAUACUCUUAAUUCUUCAGAACUUUUCUUGAAUCAAGAAAAUUCACGUGUAAAUAGUUCUAAUAUUUUAAUGAACAUAAAUGAUGAAUAUAACAACCCGUUUGAUCAGUCUGUUCAAAUAUCUAGUUGGAAAUAUCCAUCAUUAAACAAAUAUUCACAAAAUAGUAUAUCUAACAACCAGCUUUUAAACAAUUCUAGCAGUUUGUUUAAAAUUAAAAAAAAAAAAAAUCCUUCUCCAAAAGAAGAAAAUUCAAAUUGGUAUCAUAAAGUAAUGAAUAUUUUUGGUGAUGAAGAAACUAUUACUUUAGAAAAAUCAAGAAAUCAAGAUACUUUAAUUUUAGAGGAACACAUAGAGAGUAGUAGUGAUUUAGAACCAGUUUUAACAUAUGAAACUAAACAACUGAAGCCAUUAGAACAACAGAAGCAAUCAUUACCAUUAUCCGAUUUAAAUAACAUAUCAUUUAAAUCUUUAAAACAUUUCAAUAAGAGUUCAUCUGGAAAAGAAAAUCGUAGUGUUUUGUCUUUAAAUCGUUCUAAACCAUAUGCAAAGAAUAGCAUUAUAACUAUUGACAAUAUAAAGGACAGAACUAUCGAGGAGUCUCAACAAAAUCAAUCAUAUGUGUUAUGUGAUAAAUAUGUGUCUAAACACUCUGAAUCUGUAAAUGAUUUGUGUGAAUCAUAUAGUGUGCUUGAUGAAAGUAAAGAAAAUGAGAACUGUAGGUUACCAAAUGUUGAUGAUGUAUCUGUAAAUAGUUUAAAUGAUAAACCUUCCAUCAAUAAACCCAAAAAUGAAGAUGAUAAAUUAUUUCAACUAAAUCAAUAUGAAACACCAUCUUCAUGUAUGAAUACAACCCCCAUAGUACAGAAUAAGGUAAAAUCAAUUUUGAAUAAUUCAUACAGUUUAAGCCAGGACUAUUCAAAAAUGUCAUCUGCAGACCCCCUUGAUUUUAGAUUGUUAGAAGUAUUUGACAGAAUAGACAAUAAUAAGCAUAGUUCAUACCCUCAAAAUAAUAAAACUUCAUUAAUAUCAUUUAAUGAGAACAUUGGACAUCCAUCUGAUGAUUAUCAAAUUGUAUGUUGUUCACCAAAUUCUGAAUCUCAGGAAUUAUUAGAUGUUACAAGCAAGUUUUCAGAUAUUAUAAUUGAUACAAUUGAGCAGUACGAUAAAUCUAUUAAAGAGGAAAAUUUAUCUGAAGAAUUUGAUCAUACAAUAUGUAUGUCUCAUGAUACAUCAAACCACAAACAUGAUAUAUCAAAUAAUUCUUCUUCUAUUUUGCAAAGUUCAUCUAGUUUGGAACAAGAUACUGUUAUUUAUAAACAAAAUUGUACAGAUGUGGUUUGUAAUAAAGAGAAUGCUGAUAAUGAUUUAUUAUUGAAUGACAAUAGUAUUGAAUUGAAAACAUCCAGUGUAUGUUAUUCUAAAGAAGAUAUUUCAAAAUAUAAUGACGAGUUAUGUAGGCAUACAAAUUUAUCCAAUAACAAAUGUAUUGAUUCAGAAAAAACCGAUACUAAAAAUCAGAUAAAUAUUUCUAAUAGUGUAUCAAAUGACUUAUUAGAAAACAAUGAAUCAAAUUUGUCUGUCAUUAUGCCGCGGCGGAGAUAUGCUACUCGGUUUCAAAAUUUGGAUACUAUUGUAGAAUCCACUCAAUUAGAGACCAUUUUGCCAGAACAAAAUACAACAGUUUUUCAUUUAGAACCUGGUAAAAAGUGGCGCCGUUCUAUUUCCAUUGUUCGAAGUUUUAUGGAUAGAAAUAUGGACCAAUCUAUAAAUUUAACCAAAGGUCGAAAAUGGGCUAAUACAGUCGAUGACAUAUUACGACAACAAUACAUAAAUACUAGUAUUCAUCAAAAUUUAGAUCAAAGCAAUGUUUUAAAAAAUUCAAUGAGCAGUACCAAUCAAAACUUGCAUAAAACUUCUGUUGAUCUUGAAAAUCAAAAAGCCAAAAAUUAUAUUUUCGAAGCGUGCAAUCAACAAGAAUUAAUAUCUUUUGAAUCGUGGUUAAAUCCAAAGUGUUCAAAUAAGUGGAAAAAAGUUGGAGAAGGUGUAUAUGGUGAAGUAUUUAGUUAUUCAAAUGGAUAUCGAUGUACUAUUGUCAAAAUCAUUCCUGUAGAAGGUGAAGUGAAUAUUAAUGGCGAGGAACAGAAGAAAAUGUUUGAAGUCUACAGUGAAAUUGUAAUAGCUGUAGAGUUGAAUAAGUUGUGGAAUAAAAGUAAUUUGAAUCAAACCAGUUCAUUUUGUAAACUCAAGCGUGUUUCUUGUGUUCAAGGAAAAUAUCCUAAUAGUUUGAUUAAUCAUUGGCAACAAUAUGAUAAUGAUAAAGGUUCUGAUAAUGAUAAUCCUAACAUAUUGCCAAAGGAUCAAAUUUUCAUGAUUUUGGAAAUGGAAAAUGGUGGUAUUGAUGUAGAAAAUUUUAUUUUCAACUCUGCAGAUCAAUCAUUAUUUGCAUUUCUACAGAUUGUUUUUGGGUUAGCUGUAGCGGAGGAAGUAUACAAGUUUGAACACCGUGAUUUACACAUUGGUAACAUUUUAAUAAAAAAAUGUUCAAACAAGAAUAUAUCUUACAAAUUGGAUGGGGAAUAUUACAAUGUACCGUCACGGGGAAUUAAGAUAACAAUAAUUGAUUUUACCUUAAGUAGAAUGACAUACAAUUCUAAACAUGUAUACAAUGAUCUUGCUAAAGAUACAGAAUUAUUUACUUCGGUUGGUGACUAUCAAUUUGAUAUUUAUCGUAUGAUGAGAAAAGAAACUAAUGAUCGAUGGGAAUCUUUCAAACCAGCUACAAACAUAUAUUGGCUGCAUUAUGUGUUAGAUAAAAUGCUUUUAUCAGUAUUUUAUAAAAAGACUGACACAGUUCUACAUAAUAACGGCCUUUCAAAACUGGAACAGUUGAAAGAUGUAAUAUUAUCUUUUAAUAGUGCCAAAAGUUUUGCUGAAAGUGAUUUAAUAUUGAAUUUAAUAAGGCAUAAAAAGCAAUGAACAUAUUUUGCUUACUUGGCAAUAUGACAUAAUUUGUUGAAUCGUUGAAGUACAAAUACUUCUGGUUUCUUCUUAUUUAAUUGAGAGUUUUGGAAUUUCAAGUGCCACAAACUUUGUCCUAGUUAAACAGCAGUCCAGACAAGAUAAUAGCAAUAUUGGAAAUUGCAACAUCUUUCAAGUGGAAUUAGGUUCAGACUAGACACAUUGGAAGACAGUCAACUGUACUAAUGUAGUAUGGAAUUAAUAUUGUUAUUCAAAUUAUUUAUUUUUCGUUUUAUAGUUCAAUAAUAUCAGUUUGAAAUAUUAUAAAAUUUUAUUAUAUUCAUUGAUUUAUAUUAAUAAUUAUUUAUGGCAAGAUAUUUUUACUUAAUUGAUAUUAAUUAUUAUUUUAUUUUUUAAAUUAUUUUGUGUUAUCUCCUAUUUUUUUUUAACUGAAUACUACCAAAGAAAAAUAAAAAAGUAUAAAUUUGUCGUAUAAUAUAUUUUUUAAUUUGUAA
Molecule: messenger RNA, 4871 nt
Organism: Aphis gossypii (cotton aphid)
Lineage: Eukaryota; Metazoa; Arthropoda; Insecta; Hemiptera; Aphididae
Gene: Haspin
Exons: 12
Coding region: 829-4374 (1181 amino acids)
Biological process (GO): intracellular signal transduction; protein phosphorylation; mitotic cell cycle
Cellular component (GO): nucleus; cytoplasm
Molecular function (GO): ATP binding; histone H3T3 kinase activity
Source: RefSeq, a predicted model, not a curated record